AUGCGCCCAGAAAUCGAGCAGGAGCUCGCCCACACCUUGUUGGUAGAGCUUCUGGCCUACCAAUUCGCCUCCCCCGUCAGAUGGAUCGAAACACAAGAUGUCAUUCUCGCUGAGAAGCGGACGGAACGCAUCGUCGAGAUCGGUCCCGCAGACACGCUGGGUGGCAUGGCCAGGCGCACGCUGGCAUCGAAAUACGAAGCUUAUGACGCCGCCACAUCGGUACAGAGACAGAUUCUGUGCUACAACAAGGAUGCCGACGAGAUCUACUACGACGUCGAGCCAAUCGAGGAAGAGCCAGAACCAACACAAACCGCGGAAUCCAGCACAUCUGCGCCCUCAGGAACACCCGCCGCCGCCGCUCCGGUUGCCGCUGCGCCUGCCAGUGCCGGUCCGGCCGCCAUGGUGGAGGAUGCCCCCGUCACGGCCCUGGACAUCGUGAGAACUCUGGUUGCACAGAAAUUGAAGAAGACUUUGACGGAAAUCCCAAUCAGCAAAGCCAUUAAAGACUUGGUCGGAGGAAAAUCGACCUUGCAGAAUGAAAUCCUCGGUGAUUUGGGCAAGGAAUUUGGCUCAACGCCAGAGAAGCCUGAAGAUACCCCGCUUGACGAGCUCGGUGCCUCCAUGCAGGCCACCUUCAACGGCCAGCUCGGUAAGCAAUCGUCUUCCCUCGUCGCCCGCAUGGUUUCCUCCAAAAUGCCCGGUGGCUUCAAUAUCACAGCCGUGCGCAAAUAUCUUGAAACACGAUGGGGAUUGGGCCCUGGCAGACAGGACGGAAUUCUUCUUUAUGCAUUGACUUCUGAGCCGCCGUCACGUCUGGGAUCCGAUGCCGAUGCCAAGGGGUAUUUGGAUGGUAUCGCAAACAAGUAUGCUGCCAAUGCCGGCAUCAAUCUCUCAGCCCCUACUAGUGGCGGAGACUCGGGUGCUGGCGGUGGUGGUAUGAUGAUGGACCCUGCCGCCAUCGACGCACUAACAAAAGACCAGCGCGCAUUGUUCAAGCAGCAAUUGGAAUCUAUCGCUAGCUACCUGAAAGUGGACCUGCGUGCCGGCGACAGAGCCUUUGUGGCGUCUAUUGAAAGCCAAAAGGCACUUCAAGCACAACUAGACUUGUGGCAGACAGAGCAUGGUGAUGUUUAUGCAUCCGGAAUAGCGCCUUCCUUCGAUUCGUUGAAAGCUCGCAUUUACGAUUCCUCGUGGAAUUGGGCUCGCCAGGACGCACUGAGCAUGUAUUAUGACAUCAUCUUCGGCAGACUGCAGGUCGUCGACCGUGAAAUCGUCAGUCAGUGUAUUCGCAUUAUGAACCGUUCCAACCCACUCCUACUCGAUUUCAUGCAGUAUCAUAUCGACAAUUGCCCUACUGAGAGAGGCGAGACGUAUCAGCUUGCCAAGGAGCUGGGACAGCAGCUUAUUGAAAACUGCAAAGAAGUUAUUGAAGUGCCCCCUGCUUAUAAAGAUGUCGCCGUUCCAACUGGUCCUCAAACGACUGUCGACGCCCGCGGCAACAUUUCAUACCAAGAAGUGCCUCGAGCCAGCGCCCGCAAGCUGGAACAUUACGUGAAGCAGAUGGCCGAAGGUGGCCCGAUCUCUGAAUAUAGCAAUCGCACAAAGGUGCAGAACGACCUCCGCAGCGUCUAUAAGCUUAUCCGCAGACAGCACAGAUUGUCCAAAUCUUCACAGCUCCAAUUCAAUGCCCUCUACAAGGAUGUCUUGCGUGCUCUCGCUAUGAACGAAAACCAAAUUAUGCCCCAGGAGAACGGCAGCGCAAAGAAAACCGGCCGUCAAGCCAAAACCAGUUCCCCGCUCCGCCCCGGCAAAGUUGAAACCGUUCCUUUCCUUCACUUGAAGAAAAAGGACGAGCGCGGCUGGGAAUACAGCAAGAAGCUAACUGGUAUCUAUUUGGACGGUCUUGAGUCUGCUGCGCGAGCUGGUAUUACUUUCCAAGGAAAGAAUGCCCUUAUGACUGGUGCUGGUGCUGGUUCCAUCGGUGCAGACGUCCUGCAAGGCUUGAUAAGUGGAGGCGCCAAAGUCGUCGUGACUACCAGCCGUUUCUCCCGUGAAGUGACGGAAUACUACCAGAGUAUGUAUGCUCGGUACGGCGCAAGAGGAUCUCAGCUUGUCGUCGUUCCUUUCAACCAAGGUAGCCAGCAAGAUGUCGAAGCCCUGGUUGAUUACAUUUACGAUACCAAGCAGGGUCUGGGCUGGGAUCUUGACUAUAUCGUACCAUUCGCAGCCAUUCCAGAAAAUGGCCGUGAGAUCGAUAGCAUCGAUUCCAAAUCUGAACUCGCCCAUCGCAUCAUGUUGACGAACCUCUUGCGACUCCUUGGAGCCAUCAAAACCCAGAAGGCAGAGCGUGGCUUUGUGACACGUCCUGCACAGGCCAUCCUGCCUCUUUCACCUAACCACGGCACCUUUGGUAACGACGGUCUUUACUCUGAGUCUAAAUUGGCCCUAGAAACACUGUUCAACCGCUGGCACUCGGAGAACUGGGCCAGCUAUCUGACCAUCUGUGGUGCAGUCAUUGGCUGGACCCGUGGAACCGGUCUCAUGAGUCCAAAUAACAUGAUUGCCGAAGGUGUUGAAAAACUCGGUGUUCGCACCUUUUCUCAGCAAGAAAUGGCUUUCAACCUUUUGGGUCUCAUGGCCCCCGCCAUUGUCGACCUUUGCCAGACCGAACCUGUGUUUGCUGAUCUGAACGGUGGUCUGCAAUUUAUCCCCGAUCUCAAGGAUCUCAUGGCCCGUCUACGCAAGGAAAUUAUGGACACAAGUGCCCUUCGCCAAGCCGUGAUCAAGGAAACUUCCAUUGAAAACAAGAUUGUUAAUGGAGAAGAUAGCGAGGCUCUUUACAAAAAGGUUGUCACGGAGCCCCGAGCCAACCUCAAAUUUCCGUUCCCCGAGCUUCCCAACUGGGAUGACGAAAUCAAACCUCUCAACGAAUCGCUCCGAGGCAUGGUCAAUCUUGACAAGGUUGUCGUUAUUACUGGUUUUGCUGAAGUUGGCCCUUGGGGUAACUCGCGCACUAGAUGGGAAAUGGAGGCACAUGGCAAGUUCUCCCUGGAAGGCUGCGUGGAAAUGGCCUGGAUGAUGGGUUUGAUCAAGAACCACAAUGGUCCACUGAAGGGCAAGCCAUACUCUGGCUGGGUAGACUCCAAGACCGGAGAACCUGUCGACGACAAAGAUAUCAAGGGCAAGUACGAAAAGUACAUCCUUGAACACUCGGGUAUUCGUCUCAUCGAGCCGGAGCUCUUCAAAGGAUACGACCCGAACAAGAAGCAGCUGCUCCAAGAAGUUGUCAUUGAAGCGGACUUGGAGCCAUUUGAGACUUCUAAGGAAACUGCUGAAGAGUUCAAGCGCGAGCACGGGGAUAAGGUUGAAAUCUUUGAGAUUCCUGAUUCGGGGGAGUACACCGUUAGAAUCAAGAAAGGUGCAAACCUUUGGAUUCCAAAGGCUCUUCAAUUUGACCGUCUGGUUGCCGGUCAAAUCCCUACUGGUUGGGAUGCUAAGAGAUACGGUGUUCCCGAUGAUAUCAUCGACCAAGUCGACCCUGUCACUCUUUACGUUCUUGUCUGCACUGCCGAGUCUCUACUUUCUGCUGGUAUCACCGAUCCCUACGAGUUCUACAAGUAUGUGCAUUUGUCUGAAGUUGGCAACUGUAUUGGUUCCGGUGUUGGUGGUACUACUGCUUUACGAGGCAUGUACAAAGAUCGGUUCCUCGACAAGCCGAUUCAAAAGGAUAUUUUGCAAGAGUCUUUCGUCAACACCAUGGCUGCUUGGGUUAACAUGCUUCUUUUGUCUUCUACUGGGCCUAUCAAGAGUCCUGUUGGUGCCUGCGCCACCUCUGUGGAGUCUCUUGAUAUCGGUUACGACACCAUUGUUGAAGGAAAGGCACGUGUUUGUCUCGUCGGUGGAUUUGAUGACUUCCAAGAAGAAGGAUCAUACGAAUUCGCCAACAUGGGUGCCACCAGCAAUGCCAAGGACGAAUUCAAACGGGGGCGAACCCCACAAGAAAUGUCCCGCCCGACAUCGACCACCCGUAACGGAUUCAUGGAGUCUCAAGGUUGUGGUAUCCAGGUCCUGAUGACUGCACAGCUUGCCUUGGACAUGGGUGUCCCCAUCUAUGGUGUUGUUGCAGCAACCACCACUGCCACUGAUAAAAUCGGUCGCUCUGUCCCUGCUCCUGGGCAAGGUGUGCUUACCGGAGCUCGCGAGAACCCUGGACAAUUCCCGUCGCCGCUGCUCGACAUCAAAUACCGUCGUCGUCAGCUCGAGAUUCGCCGUCAGCAAAUCAAACAGUGGCAAGAAUCAGAGCUGCUUUACUUGCAAGAGGAAGUCCAGGCAAUCAAGAGCCAAAGCUCAGAGUCAUUCAGCGAGGCCGAUUACCUGCAAGAACGAGCCGAGCACAUCCACCGAGAGGCUAUCCGUCAAGAAAAAGAAGCCCAGAGCAGCUUUGGCAAUGAGUUCUGGCAUCGCGACUCUCGUAUUGCGCCGUUGCGUGGUGCACUAGCCACAUGGGGAUUGACCAUUGAUGAUCUCGAUGUCGCUUCUUUCCAUGGAACGUCUACAGUUGCUAACGAUAAGAACGAAUCGGAUGUUAUCUGCCAACAACUCAAGCACUUGGGUCGCAAGAAAGGAAACGCUGUUUUGGGUAUUUUCCAGAAGUACUUGACUGGCCAUCCUAAGGGUGCCGCUGGCGCCUGGAUGCUGAACGGCUGCCUCCAGGUUUUGAACAGUGGUAUCAUCCCUGGAAACCGAAAUGCAGACAAUGUUGACAAGGUCAUGGAGAAAUUCGACUUGAUUGUCUAUCCCAGUCGGACCAUCAAGACCGAUGGUGUCAAGGCAUUCUCUGUCACUUCGUUCGGAUUCGGACAAAAGGGUGCCCAGGCUAUUGGUAUCCACCCCAGAUACCUCUUUGCAGCACUGGACAAGGCCCAAUUCGAUUCGUAUAAGGCCAAGGUCGAAGCACGUCAAAAGAAAGCAUACCGUUACUUCCACAAUGGGUUGAUCAACAACUCUAUCUUCCAGGCGAAGAGCAAGGCUCCGUACGAAGACAAGCAACAGAGCGAAGUCUUCCUCAACCCAGACUACCGUGUCACGCUUGACAAGAAGACUUCAGAGCUCACCUUCCCUUCCGUCGCCCCCAAGAGCGAGACCGACCAGACGGAAAAGACUCGUAAGAUGGUCGAGUCUCUGGCCGCAGCCACAGCCAUGCCCAACUCCCGAGUCGGCGUCGAUGUCGAGCACGUUGAUGCCAUCAAUAUUGAAAACGAAGUCUUUGUGGAGCGCAAUUUCACUGAAGCUGAGCAAGAAUAUUGCCACAAAGCACCGUCGCCGCAGGCCUCAUUCGCCGGCAGAUGGAGCGCCAAGGAGGCAGUUUUCAAGUCCCUUGGAGUUCCAUCUAAGGGAUCCGGUGCGCCAUUGAAAGAAAUUGAAAUCACAAACGACGCCAAUGGUGCUCCUACUGUAAAUCUUCAUGGAGCGGCUGCCGAAGCUGCCAAGCUUGCCGGUAUCAAAUCCGUCAUUGUCAGCAUUAGCCACAGCGAUUCCCAGGCUAUUGCUGUUGCUGUGUCAAAAUAUUAA
Molecule: messenger RNA, 5571 nt
Organism: Talaromyces rugulosus
Lineage: Eukaryota; Fungi; Ascomycota; Eurotiomycetes; Eurotiales; Trichocomaceae
Exons: 3
Coding region: 1-5571 (1856 amino acids)
Biological process (GO): long-chain fatty acid biosynthetic process
Cellular component (GO): fatty acid synthase complex
Molecular function (GO): 3-oxoacyl-[acyl-carrier-protein] synthase activity; fatty acid synthase activity; magnesium ion binding
Source: RefSeq, a predicted model, not a curated record